Molecule: messenger RNA, 1287 nt
Organism: Fusarium pseudograminearum CS3096
Lineage: Eukaryota; Fungi; Ascomycota; Sordariomycetes; Hypocreales; Nectriaceae
Exons: 1
Coding region: 1-1287 (428 amino acids)
Biological process (GO): siderophore biosynthetic process
Source: RefSeq, a predicted model, not a curated record
AUGUCUUCACAACCAUUCCAGCAAAAGUCGCCAAUCAAGAUUAGGCUGCCUGAGCCUUAUCUCACAACAUACUAUCUCGAGGCCACUGCCGAGGGAAAGCAGUCGUAUCGUCUGCGCAAAGACGAGUCUGCAAAGGAUGGCAAGCCAUUCCCCAAGGCUCUUCACGGCGAUGGCCUAGUCUUUUCCCAAAUCCCAACUGCGGAAUCUGACAAGAUUCCCGAUUCUGAUAAUCGCGAGUAUGCGCGCGCGCGACGAAGUCCCGUCUGGUCGCUAAGCUGGGACAAGGAGACUGCCACACUCGCUCAGACCUGGAUGUUCUUGUACACUUUCUUCACAUACACCUUUGACGUUGAGCAAUUCCGUCUCCGUCUUGAGGGUGCUGGAGCUGAGGAGUUGGCCAAGGCUCUCGUCCUCUCCAUGGUGGCCAUCAACAUGCCUCCCCCUCCCAAGGGUGUUGAGCCUGCGCCCAGCACAGGUGUCGAGGUGCUUGUCUCGCGAAGCGCCUUCUGGCAAGGAUGCGCCUCUCCGUUGGGCCAGCAGCCCAUCUGGCUUCCUACUUGGAACUCUCUGAACGUGACACCUCAUCUGGAGUACGUCAUGGAGCCUACAUCUGAGGUUACUCUUCUGCGUCACCCGCGCCGAACACCCAAGCCCGCUGCCGGCAGCUGCUUCUACAGCCGCUACAUCCCCUCCCUUGACGAGCACUUCAACCUCGUCGCUCUCGACUACGAGAACCCCGAGCACCUGGGUCUGUUCAACACAUGGCAGAACGACCCCCGUGUGGCGGCAGGCUGGAUGGAGACUGGUACUCUUGAUGAACACCGCACAUAUCUCAAGAACAUCCACGAAGACCCUCACCAAUUCGCCGUUCUGGGCUACUUCAACGACAUACCAUUUGCCUACUUUGAGCUGUACUGGGCCAAGGAGGACAAGAUGGGCCAGCACUACGCCUCAGGCGACUUUGAUCGUGGUAGGCACUCACUUGUCGGCAAUGACAAGUUCCGCGGCCAGUACCGUGUCAUGGCUUGGUGGCCCAGUGUGAUUCACUACGAGUUCCUUGACGACCACCGCACUGAGAAUGUUGUCGGUGAGCCUCGUCUGUCCAGCGAGGGUGUCCUUAAGUACGAGAUGAUCUUUGGUCUGCACCAGGACAAGUGGAUGGAUCUACCUCACAAGCGAUCCAACCUUGUCAAGAUCUCUCGUGAGCGCUUCUUCCAGAUCUGCCCCUUCAACCAGGGCAAGCCUCGCGUGGCUGGCACGACGUUUGGCUUUGAGCCCAAGCUGUAA